GCGGGCUAGCGCUAAUUCUCACCAGGAGAAGUUGUCACCUAGCUUGAGGAUGCAGGAAAAUACGCGUCAGGCUGUGGUGGAGCAAAUCCUUGAGGAAGGCGCAACGACAAUUAUGCUUAGAUCUCUCCCAGCUUCGACCACUACAUCAAGUUUGAUGACUAUGUUGGGUCUGCCAUUCGUUGGUUUCUACGACUUUCUCUAUCUGCCACAGUGCUCUCGACAGCCAAAUCGCAUCGUGGAAAUGGCAUUUAUCAAUUUUGUUGAUCAAAGCUUCGCGAGAUUGGCGGUGCAGCUUUUCCAAGAAGCAUCAACCAUGAUCCAAUCUUGGUCGCGGACAAGGGUGAGUCAAGCAAGGGUUCAAGGCCUGGCGCCCAACCUGGCAUACUUCCUCCUUCGAUUUGGCGAAGGAGCCAUGCUGGGGCCAGACGCACCCCUGGUCUUUGUGAAUGGUGUGCCUGCUUCUUUGCAAGAUCAAUGCGCUGCUCAAAUCAACGAAUAUGCCAUCAGAUCUGCAUGGUUGGUUAUUCAGGAAGAAACCCAACCCAGGCAGAGAGACAUGCGUUCUCAGCGACUUCCUGGCGAUCGUGCAGGCGUGCGGGAUAAGGUGGAACCGAUUUUGGUUGCGCCAAACCUGCGUGAAGAUGAACUUCUUGACCUUGCACGGCGCCAUGAAGAACGCUUUGGAUUCGCUAUUUUUAGAUUAUGAUGGACUAUGAGUUCAGAAUCAAUCCAGGAUUUCAGGACGUGCAGUCGAGCUGACGAUUUCCGUCCCCGAAAGCCUUCAAGAAAAUUUUGUGAAGAAUUCAUGUUCGUUUUUCCUUCUGGCCAUAUUAGUUGGGAGAGUCGGUGAAAGAGCCGGUGAGAAAUCUAUGAGCAUUCUAAAAAACAAGAAUGUCCAUGUGAAGUGGCGAGUAAUUCCGUUUUUUUUUUGCAUAGAAGUGAUGCCCUCGAGCCGUUGGCAUCGCGUCAGAGACAAUGUCAUCUUGUGGCACCCCGUCAAAGCCUUGGGCGUGCCUACAAUGUCUGACAGUCAAAAAAGAACAGAGAUGCCCUUGCAAAAAUGGCAAGAUGGUGAAGGUAUGCAUGUUGUCGCCCGUGGAUCCCACCUUUGCUUCCCUAUAUGUAUAGAUAUGAUAUGCAUUGAUGCCAUCUGUGUCUGGUGCCCGAAAGCUGGGCAUACACUCGAGCGUUUCUGAUCUUGAGAUGCUGCCGGGCUUAGCAGCUUCAACUGUUCAAGCUGUCUACUGUUGACGUUCCUCC
Molecule: messenger RNA, 1260 nt
Organism: Cladocopium goreaui
Lineage: Eukaryota; Dinophyceae; Suessiales; Symbiodiniaceae
Source: the annotation of a GenBank genome assembly